Salvia splendens (bonfire salvia) is the source of this 1147-nucleotide messenger RNA. RefSeq lists its product as uncharacterized. Bases 152 to 889 code for a protein of 245 amino acids. Lineage: Eukaryota; Viridiplantae; Streptophyta; Magnoliopsida; Lamiales; Lamiaceae. The record is from RefSeq and is a predicted model, not a curated record. The transcript is spliced from 2 exons.
AGGAAUUUAGGCCAUCGAAAUGUAUUCUUCUCUCUCUUCUUGUUAUAGUUGUAAUUGAAAUCCCCACCCAGUUUUGGUGGUUUGUUCUUGUCGCUUCUCCCAUCCACUUUGUUUUUCUAUCAUGGCUUCUAUUCAUCGUUAAGCCGUGCCAAUGGAUGCCACAAGAAACCGUGGGAGAGGCAGAUUUUUGGCCUGUUUUCGGCCGCUCACCCUCGACGCCGCCGACUAUGAUCCCGUCUCCGCCCCUCCUUCCGUCCAGUCCUCCCCCGUCCGGAAGAAGAAGCUUCGCCGCAGUUUGUCCGCCGCCCUCAAGGCCGUUAUCUUUCGGACCACACUGCUGAAGAAGUCCCGGAGCGAAAAUAGCAGAGACGAAUACGCGGAUCGCAGAAUCAGCUUCUGGCCCUUUAGAGGCAAAGGCUUCAUAAAAUCGAAGAAGAAGAAGAACGCGUCGCCGCUAGCGCCCGACGGAGGCAUCUGGCCCAGCGCAAACGCUUCGCCGCUAUUCUCAUCGGACGCAAGCCAAACUUCGUCGGUAUCAUCUCUCUCCGGCUCCGCACGCUCCUCACCAGCGCGGUCGGAAGCAGAAAGCGUCCAGGGAUGCGUCUCCGUCGACCAUUUCAGGCAAAUGAACCUGAAUACGAAGCGAAGAGCCGUAAAGAAAUGCAGUUACAACAUGGAAAUAUGUGUGCUUUUGAUGUGCUUGGCUGCAUUGAUUUGGGGGAAAGUUUUUGCGGUGGUGGCUUGCACUUCAGCGUGGUUGUUCAUUGCUCCCGGCGGGAAAGUCGGACGGGCUGAGUCGUACGAGUUAGGCGACUCGGAGGAGUAUAAGAAGCGGGUGAUGAUGGAAGGGCUGUUGGAGAGGGAUCGGUGUAGGGUGUUUCAGUAUUGAAAUUUUUCUGGUGAACAAAUUGAAAAUUGAAAAUUUUCUUUUUGUAUGUAAGAUGUGUUUUCUUUUUGUUUCCAAAAUUAUUGGAUGCUGUCCUUGUUGUGAAGGAAGAGCUAUUAUUAGUUUUUCUUAAUGUUGUUUUGUGAAGGGGCUAAGCAAAGUUUAGCUCGUUUGUAGUUGUAAUGUGUUCUGGAGUUCGAGUAUCAAUAAUUGUACGUGAUAUAAUCUGUAUAAUAAAUGUUUGAUCUCGUCUUCAACCAA